Papaver somniferum (opium poppy) is the source of this 503-nucleotide messenger RNA. Its product is annotated as zinc finger BED domain-containing protein RICESLEEPER 1-like. Lineage: Eukaryota; Viridiplantae; Streptophyta; Magnoliopsida; Ranunculales; Papaveraceae. Bases 14 to 304 code for a protein of 96 amino acids. The transcript has 2 exons. Gene Ontology annotation, molecular function: protein dimerization activity. The record is from RefSeq and is a predicted model, not a curated record.
UUUAGAAGAACCAAUGCUUAGCAAAGGCUCACCAAAAGAUGAGUAUUUAUUUGAAAUCUUGAGUUGGUGGAAGCUAAAUGCACCUAAGUACCCAACUCUUGCAAAGAUGGAAAGAGAUGUCUUGGCUAUCCCAGUCACCAGUGUGGCAUCCGAAUCAAUGUUCAGUGCAGGUGGUAGAGUGCUUACAACACACAGAGCUUCAUUAGAUCCAGAGGUUGUUGAAGCAUUGUUAUGCUUAAGCGAUUGGUUGCCAGAUUUCAUUUGUGAUGAAGAUAUGGAAAUUUUGGAAACCGAAGACGAAUGAAGACAAGAGAGACCCUGUUUGAAUAUCUGUUAAGUUUUUACUUUCUUUAGCAUUUGCUUGUGCUUCUUUUCAUGUAUGUGUGUGAGUAAGAGACUUACAUUCAGAUGAAGACAAUUCAGAUGCCAUCUUAUGAGUACUGUUUCCAAGUUUUAUGUAUGACAGUAUGAGAAUAAUUUCACCUUUACAGAUUUUUUUGUUA